Molecule: messenger RNA, 255 nt
Organism: Knipowitschia caucasica
Lineage: Eukaryota; Metazoa; Chordata; Actinopteri; Gobiiformes; Gobiidae
Source: the annotation of a GenBank genome assembly
AUGAAUCUGGAGCGUUUUCGUCGCCACGGCAACAGGCGGCGUCGAACGGCCCUCGCCGCACCGCGCGACUCCCUGGACCGCGCGCACUCCCCGCACCACGCCGCCCCGCACCAAGCCGCCCCGCACCAAGCCGCCCUGCACCAAGCCGCCCUGCACCAUGCCGUCCCGCACCACGCCGCCCCGCACCAAGCCGCAAUGCGCCGCUCCACACCGUACCACGCAGCACCGCUAAAAGGAGGUGGCACCGCCGUGUGA